This is a messenger RNA of Ziziphus jujuba (common jujube), 1548 nucleotides long. RefSeq names its product protein SRG1. The transcript is spliced from 4 exons. The record is from RefSeq and is a predicted model, not a curated record. NCBI's taxonomy places the organism in Eukaryota, Viridiplantae, Streptophyta, Magnoliopsida, Rosales, Rhamnaceae. The coding region runs from base 33 to 1271 and encodes 412 amino acids.
AUUUUCAGUUAUUGGUGGGUUUGCUCUGUUGUAUGCUCAUAAAAACACCCAAAAAAAAAAAAAAAAGGGGGAAGAGAAAGAGUAGAAAACAAAACAAAAAAGAAAAAGAAAAACAGAGAAAGAGAGAAGAAGAUAUGGAUCAAGAAAUGGAGGCAAGAGUUGAAGUGAAGCUGGAAGGAAGCACUCUUCGGGUUCCUUCGGUUCAGGAACUAGCAAAACAAGCACCGAAAACAGUUCCACCACGAUAUAUACGCCCUGAUCAAGACCCUCCAAUCAUAAGUGCACAUUCCACUACUACUUCUUUACCCGAAGUCCCAAUCAUUGACAUGAAUAAGUUGCUCUACUCUGAUGAAUUCAUGGAAGCAGAGCUGGACAGGCUUCACUGUGCUUGCAAAGAAUGGGGUUUCUUCCAGUUGAUAAAUCAUGGAGUUAGUCCUUGUCUGGUGGAGAAGGUGAAAUCCGGAGUCGAAGGAUUUUUUAAUCUACCAGUGGAAGAGAAAAACAAGUUUGAGCAACGAGAUGGAGAGAUUGAGGGUUUGGGGCAAGUGUUUGUGGUGUCCGAGGAACAGAAGCUUGAUUGGGCAGACAUGUUCUACAUCCUCACUCUUCCAACUCGCAUGAGGAAACCCCAUUUGUUUCCCAAUUUGCCCCUCCACUUCAGAGACACCCUUGAAGCUUACUCAGUAGAGCUAGAAAAUAUUGCACAUAAAAUCCUUGAGCUUAUGGCAAAAGCUCUGAGGAUGGAUCCAAAGGAUAUGAGAGAACUGUUUGAAGAAGGAUGGCAAUCAAUGAGGAUGAAUUACUACCCUCCAUGUCCACAGCCGGACCUCGUGAUUGGCCUCAACCCUCACUCCGACGCUGCUGCCCUUACCAUCCUCCUCCAGGUCAAUGAAAAAGAAGGCCUUCAGAUUAGAAAAGAUGGGAAUUGGGUUCCUAUCAAACCCCUCCCCGGUGCUUUUAUUAUCAACAUUGGGGACGUUUUAGAGAUUGUAACAAAUGGAAUUUACCCAAGCAUCGAGCAUAGGGCAAUUGUUAACUCGGAAGAGGAAAGGAUGUCGAUAGCUACAUUUUACAGCCCAAAAUUGGAUGGAGAAUUGGGUCCAGCACCAAGCCUUGUGAGUAAAGAGACACCAGCUUUGUUCAAAAGAAUUGGUGUGGCUGAUUACUAUAAAGGAUUUUUUACUCGCAAACUCAUUGGAAAAUCGUAUGUGGAUGCCAUGAGGAUCCAUGACCAUGACGUCAUUCCUUACACACGUCAUACAUCCAUAUGACGUUACAUAUAAAUUUUUUUUUUUUUCUUUUCUUUCGCCACUAGGGCUCAUAUAUAUAUAUCUAUAAGACCUAUAUAUAUAUAUAUAUAUAUAUAUAUAUAUAUAUAUAUAUACAUAUGAUGAGUUUCGAGUUGGUUUUCUACGCAUACUCUGUUUCUAUAUAGGUUGAUGUCUUGUUAGUAAAAUUUGAGAAUUGAGCUUUGUUCCUAUUCCAAAUUGAAAUAUUUGGAUGAUUGUCAAUUGUUGCUUAAAUUAUCACUUUCUUUAUUUUAUUUUA